Molecule: messenger RNA, 1140 nt
Organism: Camellia sinensis
Lineage: Eukaryota; Viridiplantae; Streptophyta; Magnoliopsida; Ericales; Theaceae
Source: RefSeq, a predicted model, not a curated record
AUGGGUCGUAAGAAGGCUAUAGCAGAUGACCUUCUAACCGACAUCCCAGACACUGUCACCGUACAACCUUCACCGUCCCAGUCUCAGUCAAAGCCAAAGCCAAAAAGACUGAAGAAAGCUCAACCUAAGGCACUGGUAACUCAGAUCGACUCUGAGGAUACCUUGCCGAUCUCCAAAAUAUCUAAGGCAGAAAAAAGUGCCUCCGCCGUCGAAAAGAGGCCCGCCGAGGCUGCUCCCUCUGAAUCAACUCGGUCAAAGAAGCUGAGGUCAGAGUCUGUGAUAACCUCAAGGUCUAUGAAAUCAGAUGCCCUCUGGGCCCCUCAAAACACUAUUGAAGACAAGCCAGUCAGAGUCGGCGACAGCGCGACUGACCUUGAAGUCGGCGUUGCCCUUUCUACUGCCUUGCUUCUUCCAAAAGACCUCGAACGCAACGCCGAGGAGAUCCAGCACACCCACUCCUUCGCGAUGCAGGCUUUUGACAUCAAGAAAGAGUUGGUCAAGAAGACCAAGGAGGCUGCUAGUUUGCUAAGGAUUGCCAAGGCAACAAAACAGGCCCAAGACGAGGCGGAAGAGAAGGUGGGAGCUGCUGAGGCCGUCGCUAAGGUCCUCGAAGCUAAGAAGAAAGAGGCCGAAGCGAAGACUGCCGAAGCCCAGGCUGAGCUCAUUGCUACCUUGGCCACAAAGGAAGCUGAGAUCAAGGCGGCAGACGAGAAAGAAUAUGCCGAAGAGGCAGCCGACGUCCGUGAAGACUACAAGAAGCAAGUAAAGCAGGCAUGCAACAAGGGUUUCAUCCUGGGUUGGAUGGCUGCAUUAAAAGAGUUGGCUGUCUCCGAGGAUUCACCUCUCCUAGAAAAUAGCCGCAUUGUCCUGCUAUUCCCCCCGACUCCAAGCCAAUCCGAGAACGAAGCUGAGUCCGAGGAGGAGGCUGAGGCUGAUAAGUUUGAGAAGGCUGAAGAGGAGGAUGAGAUUUCAAAAGAUGCCUCCCCAGAGAAGACAACAUCUAAGGUGCCAAUCGCCGAGAAGAGCCUCGAUCAAACUCUACAAGAGAUCGAUGUUGAGCUCGAGGCUGAGAAGGUUGCCGAGAAGUCUUUCCAGCUGUCUUCUGGGGCCGAGACACAGUCUGUCGUCGACGCCGAGUAG